AUGGGCACUUUGACAGCCGAUCUCCCUCGUUUGCCCGAGUACUGUGACCAUAAACUGCCUACCUCGUGCCGCCUGUCUUCGAUCCCUAAUUGCUGUGCCUGUGCCGAUGAGCGACCACAUCAGUCAAGUUACUCGACCUAUGUUGACGGUGUCGGUUUUGUUGCUAGAGGUGCUCGUUGGGACCGCUAUUGUUGGCCAUGCUCUCGUACUGUCCCUACACCUGAUUAG
This is a messenger RNA of Aureobasidium musti, 228 nucleotides long. NCBI's taxonomy places the organism in Eukaryota, Fungi, Ascomycota, Dothideomycetes, Dothideales, Saccotheciaceae. The record is from the annotation of a GenBank genome assembly.